Messenger RNA from Amaranthus tricolor (Joseph's coat), 1319 nucleotides. Its product is annotated as SAGA-associated factor 11. The coding region runs from base 318 to 854 and encodes 178 amino acids. The transcript has 5 exons. The record is from RefSeq and is a predicted model, not a curated record. Lineage: Eukaryota; Viridiplantae; Streptophyta; Magnoliopsida; Caryophyllales; Amaranthaceae. Gene Ontology annotation, cellular component: SAGA-type complex; DUBm complex.
UGAUUUUUAUUUCCUUGUAGUAUUUUUACAAAGCGCUAUAUUUUGAUUGUGUUGUCUGCCAUUUUCUUCUCUAAUUGUUUCUUCUCCUGCUGCCUGCGAUUUUCUUCAUCAAAUUGCUGCUUCUUCCUCCAUUCCACCAUUGAUGAAGUUACUGCUUUUGACAUGGUCGAUUCUUCCUCCAUGGUUCAAUCUCUAAAGUUCUAAAUUUUGGGUUUCCAGCUCAUAGGAGGAAAGUGGAACCUUAGUUGGGUGAAGUUUGUAACUUUUGGUCGUGCAGUGACGCUUACAGGUGCACAUUUUUUGCAUUUGGUUGUACAAUGUCAGUACCUAAUGAAGAUACUACUUUAUCUCACUCUCAGCUUUCAGCACAAUUAUUCGGUGACCUCUUGGAUUCAAUUAUUGUUGAUGUUGCAUCAGAAUGUCACCGGAUAGCAAGGCUUGGUCUUGAUCGGAGUUUGGAAGAGGAGGAAGAAGAAUUGAAGUUGUCAUUACAAGCCAGGGCCAAGGUUGCUGAUUCAAGUAACGACGGUGAAACAAGUGGCAAACAUGUGGUUGACAUAUUUGGACAAAAUCAUCCUUCUGUAGCAAAUGACAUAUUUGACUGCAUGAACUGCGGAAGGUCAAUAACAGCUGGACGUUUUGCCCCACAUUUGGAAAAAUGCAUGGGAAAGGGUAGAAAAGCACGUCUUAAAGUAACGAGAAGUAGCACAGCUGCACAAAACCGGUACUCCCGAAGCAGUCCUGUUUCCACGUAUUCCCCGUAUUCAAAUCCAACAUCUAUGAACCGGCCAACAAAUGAAUCACUCGGUCUUGCAGGUGAUGAGUUCCUCAAUGGAACUGCUGAAGACUCUUAAGGUGUAUGCAAUAGCUUGGUGUGCAAGAUUGCAUCAGAUACGAUAGAUCAGGGUUCCUAGUCUGUAAAUUCGUAAGCUGAUAUUUUUUCCUCAUAGUAAAACUGCAGGUUUUCUCCUUCCUGGCAUGUUCUUGCAGAUUUGCGCUAUUGUACUAGACCAACUCCUGAUUGGACCGUAAAGCUUUUUGACGUUAAAUUGAUGCAAUAAAAGUAGCAAAUAAUCUCUUUACUUUUAUGAAAAAACUUGUUAUGGGAAAAAACUAAUAUUUUACUCUGAGGCUUUAACAACGGAGUGGCUUAAAAUGCACAAAGUGACUAAAGUUAACCAAAACAUGACAAUGUGAAACUAAAAAUACGAGUUUGUGUCCUAGUCUCCUAAAUGCAACCUCUUGCAGGAAUGCAGGGUAAGGCGUGCCUAAAUUACCACUCUGCAAUAUCGUCCGGUUAUAACACAACUGUAUAGUGA